AUGGUGACAGGUGUGCGCCAUAACGAGCAGCCUGUGAUCUGCAACUUCCGGAGCUCAGUAUGUCAGGCCCUGGUUCUGGAGAUAGGAGAGACUGUGCAGAUCCUGGAGAAGACUGAAGGCUGGUACAGAGGGUUUUCCACCAAGAAGCCUUCCAUCAAGCAGGGUAUAUUCCCAGCCAGCUAUGUCCACCUGAAGAAAUCCACAGUCAGCAACAGAGGUUUCUAUAACUGUGUGUCUCACCCUAGGUUGUGUGAGACGGUGGUGCCUCUGGAAGAUCCUAUCAUCACUGAGACCACCUCCACCCUGCAGGAAUGGGGCGUGCUGUGGAAGCAACUCUACGUGAAGCACAAGGUGGACCUGUUCCACAAACUGCGUCAUGUGAUGAAUGAGCUCAUCGACCUGCGCCGGCAGCUCAUCCAGGGUCACCUGGCCCAAGACCAGACCAGAGAGAUCAAACGCCACAUUACUGUGCGCCUGGACUGGGGCAACGAGCACCUUGGCUUGGACCUUGUUCCUAGAAAGGAGUUUGAAAUGGUGGAUCAGGAUCAUAUCAGUGUAUCUGAACUCUACAAAUUGCAUGCAUCCAGCCGACACAGUGGCCAGCCAAGCACAAACCAGUGUUCGUCGUCCGUUCGUUCUCAGGGCGACAACAUGCGUCAGCGUCAUGGAGAUGGUUGCCAUGUUCCGGUGCAGCACCACCUCUUCAUCAACUUGAAGAGCUUCACCUAUAACACCAUCAGCGAGGACGCAGAUGUCUUCUUCUCCCUCUACGACACCCGCGACAACAAACAGAUCAGUGAGAAGUUUAUGGUGAGACUAAACAAAAAUGGAGGGCCAAAGAACCCAGAGAAAGUGGACCGUCUGUGCGCUCUCUUCACGGAUCUGAGCAGUAAGGACUUGAAGAGAGACCUGUACAUUGUGACACAUGUCAUACGAACUGGUCGUAUGUUGUUGAAUGACUCAAAGAAGGGUCUGCCCCACGUGCAGUACAGGAGACCGUAUGGCUGUGCUGUCCUGGCCAUGAGUGACGUGUUCCACACCAUCACUGACCUCAAAGAGGAGAAGGACUUUGUACUCAAAGUUUACACAUGUAAUAAUGAGAACGAGUGGUUUCAGAUCCACGAGAACAUCAUACGGAAGUCCAGCACAAAGUACUCAGCCCCUAGCACCAACUAUGGCCUCAUCAUCUCUCUACAGCUGCUGCGGGGGGAGCUGGAUCAGAUCAGGAGGGAGAACCAGGCUGUGUUCAGCAGGGCUCUGGCCAUCACACGCAAACUGGGCUUCCCUGAUGUCAUCAUGCCAGGUGACAUUCGUAAUGACCUGUACCUGACCCUGGAGCGAGGGGACUUUGAGAGGGGGGGCAAGAGUGUCCAGAAAAAUAUUGAGGUCACUGUGUAUGUACUUUACGCCGAUGGGGACACACUCAAGGACUGUAUCAGUCUGGGUAGUGGGGAGCCCAACACCAGUGAACACCGCUCUUUUGUCCUGUACCACAACAACAGCCCUCGCUGGAGUGAGAUGAUUAAACUACCCAUCCCCAUAGACCGCUUCAGAGGAUCACAUCUGCGCUUUGAGUUCAGACACUGUUCCACUAAAGACAAAGGGGAGAAGAAGCUGUUUGGUUUUGCCUUCACUCCUCUGAUGAGGGAGGAUGGGACCACGCUGUCAGACGAGAGCCAUGAGCUCUAUGUCUAUAAGUGUGAUGAGAAUACAACUUUCAGUAACCAGGGCCUGUACCUGAGCAUGCCCUGCUGUAAAGAGGACUUCAACAGCUGCCCCAACCUGCCCUCCACCCUGCCCUUCCAGAGGAACCCCAAGGAGACCUUCUGGGUCUCCACACAGCUCUGCUCCACCAAGCUCACUCAGAACGUGGACCUCCUGGCUCUGCUGAACUGGAAAGCCCACCCUGACAAGGUGUUAGAUAUCUUGGGUCAACUACGCCACAUCAACGGAGAGGAGAUUGUCAAGUUCCUACGAGAUGUCCUGGAUACACUAUUUUGUCUCCUGGAUGACAACACAGAUAAAUACGGACCACUGGUUUUCCAGUCAUUGGUGUUUAUCAUCAACCUGCUCAGGGACAGUCGUUUCUACCACUUCCGGCCUGUUAUGGAGGCAUACAUACAGAACCACUUUGCAGGAGCUCUGGCCUACAAAGAGCUGAUUCGCUGUCUGAAGUGGUACAUGGACCGCUCUGCUGAGGUUGUCAGACAGGAUCACAUCCAGGAGGCCAUGAGGGCUCUGGAGUACCUGUUGAAGUUUAUCGUCCAGUCUCGGAUCCUGUACUCGCGAGCGACCUGUGGUAUGGAGGAGGAGCUGUUCAGGGCCAGCAUCCAGGAGCUCUUCCAGUCCAUCCGCUUUGUGUUGAGUCUGGACAGCCGCAGCUCAGAGACCCUCGUCUUCACACAGGCGGCGUUAUUGAACAGUUUCCCAGACAUCUUUGACGAGCUGCUGCAGAUGUUCACAGUGCAGGAGGUGGCUGAGUACGUCCGGGGCACGCUGGGGAGCAUGCCCAGUACGGUGGACAUCGGUCAGUCUAUGGACGUGGUCAAACUGCAGUCUAUCGCCCGCACCGUCGAGAGCAGGCUCUUCUUCUUCCCUGAGUCUCGUAGUAUCUUGCUGCCGGUGGUCCUGCAUCACAUCCACCUGCACCUGCGCCAGCAGAGGGAGCUGCUGAUCUGCUCAGGAAUCCUCACUAGCAUUUUCUCCAUCAUCAAUACCAGCGCUAUGGAGUCUUCUGUUCAGGAGGAGGUAGAGAUGAUGGUGGAGAGCCUGUUGGAUGUUCUGCUCCAGACUCUGUUGUCCAUUAUGUCCAAGUCUCAGUCUCUGGAGACAGCUAGGGGGCAGCGCUGUCCCCAGUGCACGGCUGAGAUCACGGGGGAGUAUGUGUCCACUCUGCUGUCUCUACUUAGACAGAUGACAGAGGUCCACUUCCACCACCUGCUCAACAACUUCCACAGCAAAGAGGAACUCAAGGAGUUCCUGUUGAAGAUCUUCUGUGUGUUCCGGAACCUGAUGAAGCUCACCAUCUUCCCCCGAGACUGGAGUGUCAUGAGACUUCUGACCAGCCAUGUCAUUGUGGUGACAACACAGUACCUGUCCCCAGCGUUACACAAGAACUUCUCUGAGGCGGAUUUUGACUUCAAGGUGUGGAACUCUUUCUUCAGCCUGACGGUCCUGUACAUCAACCAGCCCAGUCUGCAGCUGGAGCCCCUCACACAGGCCAAGAGGAAGAAAGUCCUGGACAAGUAUGGAGACAUGAGAGUGAUGAUGGCCUAUGAGCUCUUCAGCAUGUGGCAGAAACUUGGUGAGAAUAAGCCCCACUUUAUCCCUGGAAUGAUGGGUCCAUUCCUGGGAGUGACGCUCGUGCCUCAGAGCGAGGUCCGGAAUAUCAUGAUUCCCAUCUUCCAUGACAUGAUGGACUGGGAGCAGAGGCAGAACGGCAACUUCAAACUGGUGGAAGCAGAGUUGAUGGACAAGCUGGAGAGUAUGGUGUCAGAUGGGAAAGGGGAUGGCAAUCACAGAGAGCUUUUUGGUCUGCUGACCCAGUUGUUUGGGCCUUACCCCAGCCUGCUUGAGAAAAUUGAGCAGGAGACGUGGAGAGAGACGGGCAUCUCAUUUGUCACCUCCGUCACGAGACUGAUGGAGCGGCUGCUAGAUUACAGGGAGUGUAUGAAAGGAGAUGAAAUGGAGAACAAGAAAAUUGGUGGCUCUUCCAACCUCAUGAACUUCUACAAGUCUGAGAUGAACAAGGAGGAGAUGUACAUCCGCUACAUCCACAAGCUGUGUGAUCUGCACCUGCAGGCAGAGGACUACACAGAGUCAGCGUUCACCCUGCUUCUGUACUGGGAGCUGCUGCACUGGGAGGACCGCCCCCUCAGAGAGUUCCUCCACUACCCCACACAGAGCGAGUGGCAACGCAAGGAGGGCCUCAGUCGCAAAGUCCUCCACUAUUUCAACAAGGGAAAGUGUUGGGAAUAUGGAAUAUCACUCUGUCGGGAACUGGCUUUCCAGUAUGAAACCUUAUAUGAUUACCAGAGUCUGAGCUGGAUAAGGAAAAUGGAAGCUGCGUACUAUGACAACAUCAUAGAACAGCAGAGGAUUGAACCAGAGUUCUUCAGGAUGGGCUUCUAUGGCAGGAAGUUUCCAUUUUUCCUUAGGAAUAAGGAAUUUGUGUGCCGGGGUUAUGACUAUGAACGACUUGAGGAUUUCCAGCAAAGAAUGCUGGGAGAAUUCCCACAGGCCAUUGCCAUGCAGCACCCCAACCAACCAGAUGACGCCCUCCUACAGAGUGAUGCUCAGUACCUGCAGAUCUAUGCGGUGACCCCAGUGUCAGACAUUACUGAUGUGCCUCAGCUGGAGCGUGUCCCAGAGAGGAUCAAGAGCUUCUACCGCAUCAACAAUGUCACUCGCUUUCACUACGACAGACCCUUCCACAAGGGACCCAAGGACAGGGAGAAUGAGUUCAGAAGCCUGUGGAUUGAGAGAACCACCCUGAUUCUGUCUCGUCCCCUCCCUGGAAUCUCCCGCUGGGCUGAGGUGGAGAGGAGAGAACUGGUGGAGGUGAGCCCUCUGGAGAAUGCCAUCUACGUGGUGGAGAAUAAGACCCAGGAGCUGCGGACCCUGAUCAGCCAGUAUCAGCACCGGCAGCACCAUGGCAACAUCAACCCCCUCAGCAUGCUGCUCAACGGGGUCAUAGAUGCUGCAGUCAACGGGGGCAUCGCCAGAUACCAGGAGGCAUUCUUUGAUAAGGACUACAUCAACAGUCAACCAGAGGACACAGAGAGGAUAGCUCAGCUAAAUGACCUGAUGCAGGAACAGGUUCACAUCCUUGGAGUGGGGCUGGCUGUCCACGAGAAGUUGGUGCACCCAGAAAUGCGUCCUCUGCACAAAAAGCUGAUAGAUCAGUUCCACAUGAUGAGGGCUGGUUUACACCAGUCUUUAUAUGUGGCCCAACAGGGGUUGCCAGCGGCCUACACAGGGGUCAACUCUCCCAGAGGCAUCCUGACCACUCACAGCCACAUGAGCCCAGAGAGCGUUCGUCUGAUACACAGACACAGCCCUAUGAACCUGCAAGGUUCUAUACGCCAGUCCUCCUCCUCCCUCUCUUCUCACACCUCCAGCGAGGCGGGAGGAAACCUGGUCAUCCUGACAGAUGGCCUGAUGGGAGAGCCCCCUGAGGAUACGGCACACAUGCAGCCAAGCCCCUCCUCCUCCAGUCUGAGCUCCAUUCGCUCCACCUCUUCCCAGAUAAUCAACUCCGCCCCUUCCAGCGCUAGAGGCUCUCCGUCCCUACCGGAUAAAACCAAACACAACCGGGAGGUGAUGAUUCUGCUGCCCCCUCACCAGAGAACUAACAACACCAUGUACUACAGCAUGACUGACAACGGACAGAGCAACAAUCUGCAGCGUGCCUUACUCCAACAAGUGAGCCCCUGUAAGCCAUGCGUUGAUCCUCACACGGGCUUGCCAGAGAAAGGCAAGUAUACUGAAUUGUUCCCUAGUGCCCCCAGCAGCUGGAGUCUAGAUGGGGAGGGUAGGGAGACAGUACCCUACAUCCAGGGACCCACAGGGGGUGUUAUCAUGCCCCCCGUCCCGCCCAGGUCCUUCCCACCAGGUCACUUCCUGAUGCACUUUGAUGCGUUCCACCACCAGAACAGUGACCCACCCCCAGCACUGCCCAUUCGCUCUCUCAGAAAGUCUCCUCUCCACCCCAUACCAGGCUCCCCUACCAGUCCUCAGUCAGCCCUGGGGGGCAGUAACUCCACCCUCUCGGGCAGUGCCAGCAGUGGCGUCUCCUCUCUGAGUGAGAGUAACUUUGGGGGCCAGUACCCUGAUCCCCCCGUGCGAAAUGAUGCCAUGGAGCCCGUCCCCAGCCACCUGUGGACCCCUGAAGAGUACCUAGACUCUCCUUACCUCCACAUCCACUACAGCGGGCCAGAAGCAGAGUCCCUCGACCAGGUCCGACCCUUCCACUACCGCAGCCCUGUCUCACACCUCCACCCUCACUCCCACCCCCAGUCUCACCCCCAACCGGCCGGCCUCGACGGUCACCCCCACCCCCAGUCUCACCCCCAACCGGCCGGCCUCGACGGUUACCCCCACCCUCACUCCCAUGGGCCCACCCACCACCAGAUACCACUCCACGGCCCCCACCGCAUUCCUUACCGGCGCCCCCACCCCGGCUGUGCCCCCAAGCCCUACCUGAGGGAGGGGUGCAUCCCUGAGGAGGACCUGAGCUCUCUGUUGCCCCAGCCCAUCCCCCUGCCUCGGAGGAUCUUCCACUCCCCCCAUAGCCACAGAGAGGAGCAAGCCAAGGCUGCAUGGGAGCAGUGCAUCAGCGAGGAACACGAGGAGACACCAUGAGGAGACCAUCUUUGGCUUCAUCUCAAUAGUCUAUUAUAUUAUAGUACUAAAGUGCUGGGCCUCUUGGAGAUUUCAGUCACCUCGGUGCAUCUAAAUAGUUUAAAGUGACUCCCUCCCCCCUGUCUCCUUUCCUUCAGCUGCAUUGAUGUGAAAGAUCAUGGGCUGUGGAAUCAUGCAAAUACAUUGUAGUCAUUGACCAUAUUGCUUUCAUGCUUUCAUCCAUCCCAUGUUUUCAUAUCAGUGCAGGUAAAGGGGAGGAAACAAGGAGAGGAAUCCACUUUAGACUAUUGAGAUACGCCCUCAAUCUUCUCACUGUAUUCAGACGGUCUGAUUCUGAAUGGAAGAAGCAGCCUCAUAAGAAUUAAUAAGGGAAAUAUUAUCUGUUGGACAAUGUGACCGAUAAUAAUGACUUUGUUUAAAUUAAUAUUGAUUGUACACUCUUCUACAACUAGUAUGUGAGCAUGUUUAGUUUAUUUUCAUUAGAGAACAAUAUACAGCCGUUUUGUGAAACAUGACGAUCUCGAUCAACAUGAUCAAACGAUACAAACUCCGAAAGGACCCCCCCCUUUUCCACAACAAAAGGCAACUACAGAAAGUUAUAUUCUUAGUAAAGUGAUGUUGUCUUUUCUGCUUUCAAUGCUACAUAUAUCUAACCUUUUAUUUUGAUAGCUUUGCUACAGUAUGUAUGGGGUUUCCAUGCUCUUUUUUUUUUUUUUUUUUUUUUUUUACAAAACACUGUUUAGUCCUUCGCCAUAUGGCAUUCUCCCAUACUCUGUUCUGAUACUUGGUUCUCAUUGAAAGCAAGUCUGUUAUUUGACCUGGGUCGCUCUUCUCAACCCAAACCUCAAAGGACAUAUAAACCUCAGUCUAGGAGUAUUCAUCCAUACGGUACGUAUGGAAAACCAAUGUGAAUGUAUUUAAACAAGAUGUGCUAUUUGUAUUACACAAGUGGCAGGUCUUAUUUUCUGUUAAUGUGUUUUAUAUUUAAGUUAUGUAUCUAUUCCAGUCUUCUAAUCUUUUGUGUACCAGAUAGAAAUGUCUCAUGAGAGGAGCAUGAGUGUUCUCUGACUGACAGAUCUGAUCAAUCAUUGGGAGGGGUACAAGGAAGGGGUGAAAUUGUCAGGUGCUGGAACAACAGUGAGUUCCAAUUUCAGUUGCACAGGUUGAGCUGGAUCCAAUAGGACUGGAUUGAUCCCUGAAAGUAGAUGGUGAUGGAGACGAAUAUGUGGUAAAAUGAGAAGUAACGAAGAAUAAUGAAGAAUAAUGACUUAACAGUACCUCAAUCACCUAUUGGACUAACUGUACUCAGAAAACCAGUAUCACACCCUCUCUCUGCCUCUAUAUGUUUCAGGCCAAUGUCAACCAACAAGUACUAAAUAUGGACCGUGUGUAAAUGGACUGAUGGCAAUGCCAUUGCUUCUGUCUGAUUUACAGUACAACUUACCUGUUUUAAUCACCCCCACACCCUCUGUGCACCCCCCUCCGCCCACCUGCCUUAAGUGCACUGAAUUGCAGUAUCAAUCUCUCGCUCAGACAACUCACUUGACUGGUUCUGAGAAACUCGUGAAAAUGACAGUUCUCCUUUCUCGUCACUUUCUCAACACUCUCCGAACAAAGCAGAUAAUAUCAACGUGUGACAUCUGUUUCGUCCUGCCUUGGUUGACGAUGUGGUGCUACAGUAAUACUUUCUGCCUGCAUCUCCUCUUCACCCUGAUCUGCAAUAUGGACAUGUUUGUGUAUAGAAGAUUAGUAUGAGUAGCUCAGACAGGACCAUGAGUUUGAUCUCCUUGGGGAAUGAAGGUACAACAGACAGUUAGCUGAGAUGUAACGUAGAACUCACCACCAGUGGGUUGGAAAGUGGAGGUCAGUGUUCCAACGACAGCUCUUUGUUUCACACAGUCCUUUUCUGCAGGUAAAUGCUUGGUUUUGUGUUCUUGUAAAUCAGGUUCUCCACUGAUCAGACAUCUAUUUUUGUAUGCAGGUUCAUCAGUGUUGACGUUUUUCACUGAUGUACCAUGAAAGUAUGCAGGGUAUGUUUAGCAGUGGAAUUAGUAUGGAACAGCGGAGCUAUAGAUUAAAUAAGAUGAAUAUCAGGUGUAGGGGCAAGCUGAUGUUGAGAGGUGUGAUACUCAGAUCAAAUAUAGGUACAAUAGAAUUUUUCAAUGUAAAUUCUGUUACUGUACAUACAGUGGUAUUGUGAAAUAUUUUUGAGAAUUAUUGCAGACCCCCCUAAAAUAAUUGUAUUGUUGUUUUGUGUAAAUACACGUACUCCAGAAAUGGAUAUAAUUGAUGAAUAUCUAUAAUCAAUGUUUAAAGAAGACCAAUCCAUUAGACUGUGGUGUGUCUGCAUUGUUGACUUCAAAUCUUCAAAUAUAAAUACUUUAUACACUUUUCAAUGUGCUUUCUUGUACAGAUGGUGUUAGCAUGAUCAAACAGUGUUUGGUUGUAAAAGUGGUUUGCCUACUCCCAUAACUGCUGUGGUAUGGAUUCAUUAACAAUGCCAAACAUUAAAGACAAUCUUUUAUCA
Oncorhynchus nerka (sockeye salmon) is the source of this 8890-nucleotide messenger RNA. Its product is annotated as dedicator of cytokinesis protein 3-like. The record is from RefSeq and is a predicted model, not a curated record. Lineage: Eukaryota; Metazoa; Chordata; Actinopteri; Salmoniformes; Salmonidae. Gene Ontology annotation, cellular component: cytoplasm; plasma membrane. Gene Ontology annotation, molecular function: small GTPase binding; guanyl-nucleotide exchange factor activity. Gene Ontology annotation, biological process: small GTPase-mediated signal transduction.